AUGGCAAAGCUCAUAGCACUAGCACUUGCUUUCACAGCCCUUGUAGCCUUUGCUUCCGCCCACAGCACCAUCAUCACCACCACCAUCGAGGAGGAAAGCACAUUCUCGAAGCAGCAGUGCAGCCGACAGCUCCAGGGUCAAAGAUUGAAUCAGUGCCAGAGGUAUCUCGCGCAGGGCCAGAGUUUGUAUGAAGAAGACGACCGGAGUCAGAAACAGGGCGGCCUCCAGUUGUGCUGCCAAGAGCUCCAAUUCGUCGACGAGCAGUGCCAGUGUGAGGCUGUGAAGGAAGCAUUCCGGGAAGCCCAGAAGAUGCAACAACAACAACAGGGACAACAAGGCGGAAGCUUCGGUUCCAAGCAGAUCAGACAAAUGAUGCAGAAGGCUCAGAACCUUCCUAACCAAUGCAAACUCCAAACUAGACAAUGCCAAGUCGGAAAAAUCUCAAUCACCACCUUCACCACUAUCACCGAGGACACCACCUACAGCCGCCGUGGCUCGCAACAGCAGUGUGAGCACAUCCGAAGCCGACAAUUCAACCAGUGCCAAAACUUCAUCCAACGACAAAUGGGUUCCUAUGCAACCCUUCUGAUGAGCGUCAGCAGGCAAGGUCAACAGCCACAAGGUCUCGAACAAUGCUGCAAUGAGCUUCAGAACGUGGAGGAAGAAUGCCAGUGCGAGGCCAUGCAGGAGGUGUACAGGCAAGCCCAGAGGCAGCAGCAACAAGGGAGCCAACAACGUAGCCGACGUGGUGGACAGCCUCAGACCCAAGACUUGCAGCAGAUUGUUCAAAGUCUGCCCAACCAAUGCAAACUAGAAGUGCAGCAAUGCCGAAUCCCAUCUACCAUGUUCUAA
This is a messenger RNA of Lactuca sativa (garden lettuce), 852 nucleotides long. RefSeq names its product 2S seed storage protein. The record is from RefSeq and is a predicted model, not a curated record. Gene Ontology annotation, molecular function: nutrient reservoir activity. Lineage: Eukaryota; Viridiplantae; Streptophyta; Magnoliopsida; Asterales; Asteraceae.